AUGGAAGGAGCAUUGUUCAUCGCAAAGUGCUUCCGUAGCUUCAUGGACUUCGAGGACGAGGACAAGGUGCUGCCCAGCGAUGCUGUCAUGGAGUAUGAAGAGGGUUUCAAGCUUGUCUGCGACUCAAAAUCGCUCCUGUACCUCUUUGGCAUGUCCCUGGACUACUCAGAUGAGCUCAUAGGCGGCGGGUUCAAGUUCAACAACCCCAAUGCUGAGAGCUCCUGUGGCUGCGGCAAGUCCUUUGGAGCCUGA
Molecule: messenger RNA, 252 nt
Organism: Auxenochlorella protothecoides
Lineage: Eukaryota; Viridiplantae; Chlorophyta; Trebouxiophyceae; Chlorellales; Chlorellaceae
Product: Iron-sulfur assembly protein IscA, chloroplastic
Exons: 2
Coding region: 1-252 (83 amino acids)
Biological process (GO): iron-sulfur cluster assembly
Cellular component (GO): chloroplast stroma
Molecular function (GO): iron-sulfur cluster binding; protein-macromolecule adaptor activity
Source: RefSeq, a predicted model, not a curated record